AUGGGUCCCCUGUGUCCUUGCCCAAACUCAAAAAAGCCUAUGAAAAAGGUACCAGGGGCAUCUCAUGGACCCCCUACUGACCCCGGUCCCUCGGUCAGUGCCCGAGUUUCCAAAUGCAGGGGCGGACUGACAACUCAUGGGGCCCCAGGCAAUAGGGGAUCAUGGGGUCCCUGUAUCCUUGCCCAAACUCAAAAAAACCUAUGAAAAAGGUACCAGGGGCAUCUCAUGGGGCCCCCUACUGACCCCGGGCCCUCGGGCAGUGCCCGAGUUUCCAAAUGGUCAGUCUGCCCCUGGGUACA
Staurois parvus is the source of this 299-nucleotide messenger RNA. Lineage: Eukaryota; Metazoa; Chordata; Amphibia; Anura; Ranidae. The record is from the annotation of a GenBank genome assembly.